Orbicella faveolata is the source of this 3520-nucleotide messenger RNA. Its product is annotated as stabilizer of axonemal microtubules 1-like. Lineage: Eukaryota; Metazoa; Cnidaria; Anthozoa; Scleractinia; Merulinidae. The record is from RefSeq and is a predicted model, not a curated record. Gene Ontology annotation, cellular component: cytoskeleton. Gene Ontology annotation, molecular function: microtubule binding.
CCUUUUUCAAGUUUUCUACGUCACGUAAUGAAAAUCCAAUUAACCAAUUACAGUGCGUCAAUAACAAUAGCCAUUGUUAUUAACCAGGUUCACUUGCGCGCGUGGCAACAGACGCGGCAAUGGCAACGACGAUAAACAACUUUCCUCUAUGCAACUAGAAGCGAUGAGUUUUGUGGUUUGAUCGUGUCUAUUUACUGAAAUUACAUGCAGUUCAAGUAGAGGGCCUUUCCAACAUGGUCAACCCGCUGUGUAUUUGCCAAAUUUGUACCUGUGGGAGGCAUCGUUGUGCCCACAGGCCCGAGGCAAAAACUCCAGUGCAUCCUUGUCGAUUCACCGAGUAUCAAGAUCGCUACAAGAGACAUGCUCUCGAUCGCCGUUUACCGUUUAAACCGGACUACUCUGUCAAGGUCUCUUCGCAGCCAAUGGAGGAACGAACAAACUACAUGACGGAUUAUAUUCCACAUUCGUACGCUCCGCCAGCGAAACGCGAUAAAGCGCAGUACGUCAAACCCCCGGGGCUGAUGGCGGGGCAAAGCAGCUACAAGCACGACUACCCCGGAACUGUUGUCCCUCCUGCCACAUCAGCCAAGCCUUUGGCGACGUUUCAUGCCCAUAGUACUCCGUUCGACAGCAGUACAGUUCAUCAAGAUACGUACAGGUCGUGGGACUUAAAGCUGUGUAAAAUGGGAAGUAUGAAACCGGACGCAACGCCAGCUGCUCGAGACGGGAAAAUGGAUGGUAAAACGAUCUUUCAAACCGACUACCCUGGGUAUUUUGUUGGCAGGCGUCCUCAGAUCAGGCCCCCGAAUUCAGAACUCCGUGUAAAUAGAGGUCCUAUGGAACAAGACACGACCACCAGGCUUGAUUACACCCGGAAGGAAGUACUCCCGGCGGAAUCAGCCAAGCCAGUAGAGAAACGCCCCACCACUAGCCAACCUUUCAAGGGAAACACCACAUUCAUGGAUGAUUUUGCUUACAGAGGGGGCAGACCCGCCUCUAGUUUUAAGCCAACACAGGAUGUAAUUAAGUCAAAUAAGCCAUUUGAAGGGGACACUACCACUGGUGUGACUUACAGGCGAUGGGCUAUUCCAAAACGUGAGGUGCGCGCUAAGGAACCUUACAGGCCACCAAUAGCCAAGUUUUCCACUGAUACCACUUUCCAACAUGACUACCCAAAAUGGGGGGUGCCACCAGCUGAAAGUGCAAAGCCUCCCGUGGCACCUUUUGCUUCUGGCAAACCUUUUGACGACAGCACAACACAUAAGGAUGCAUUCCAAGCGUGGCAGAUGCAGGCGACACACAAGAGCGGCCGACCUGAUGAGUACAGACCACCGUCUGGAAAAUUCCAGGGUGAGUCCACCAUGCGGAGUCAUUACAGAGGGCAGUAUGUACCGCCUGCCAAGCCUGCACGUCAUGAGGUCCACCGAGCGAUAAGUGGGGAUAUGGAAAUGAAUACAACGUACAACGACACCUUCACUGGUGACCGUCCAAGGAGUUGUCCAGCGCAGGGAAUUCAACAGUGGCAGCAAGGUCCACAGCGAGGGUACUUCUACAGUCAUGAUAACCGUGGUCAUAGUUACUAUUUGCCAGUUUCUGAAACUGUGCAACCUCUUGCUUUAUCAGCUUAGAUUUUCAACCCAACAUUAAUGACUAUUGUACUUACAGUAAAACCUGCUUCCAAAUUUACCUUUACAAGUUGGGUUUAACUUCUCUUUUAAAUUCUCAAUAUAUUCAGCACAGUUAAAAUCCAGUUCAACAUAGUUACAACUCACUAAAGGUCGAAGGUUUUGCUGUUUGUACAAAUUUAUUAGAAAUAGUGGGAAAGUAAGAAUCAUAAUUUUACCAGCACAGUUACUGUAAUAAUUGUGUAAAUAUAAAAAAAAGGUAGCUUAGCCAGAUAAAAAAUAUGUAAAAUUAUUUAAAAUUUUUUCCCACCCACCAAGUAUUUACAAUGUUAUUUGGGCACUACGUCUUGAGGAAGUUCAGGUUUUUAUGGGGAAAAUCUUUUCAUAGAAUGAUUACGUUGCCAUGGGAAAUGGGGGUAAUUUUGCACAACAUAGCUGCUGUUUUAUAUUUUCCAUUACAUUUGUUCAGGUGUAUACACAUGGUAAUGAGUUUUAUUUAAAUGAAUAUUUCUCCUUUUGUGAAUUUUAAAAUUAUGUAGUGUGGACAGCACUUUUAAUUCUGUGGAUUAAAUCCAACAAUUUCAAAUGAAGUUAUUGAGCAGUACUUUCAUGUGGACUAGUGCUGUUCAUUUUCCAAAGCUGAAAUUUGAAAGUAAUUUUUGACAGCAUUUUGUAGGUGAAGGGUUAAUUUACACAGCUAGAGGCCAGGAAGUAAAUAAGUAUUUACUAUCACCUGCUUCUGUGCCAGUGUUUUACCAUGAAGUUUGUAUUCUUCUUUACAGCAUGCACUAUCACGCACUUCCUCAGUAAAAUACUGAGAACCAGUUUUACUGAUCCAAUUAAGUUUGUAGUUCCAUGUAUUGUUAGAUGAUAAAUGUCAGUCUCUUGAACUUACAUGCACUGUAUUUAACCAAAAAGAUGUCCACACAUAACGCUCAAAAUUAUUCUUAUAACAGUGUUUUCAAAGUAAACUUCAGAUUUGUCCACUGCAAACUGAUACAAUGAAGUUGGCAGCAUCUAUGAUCCCACUUCAUAUGUAUAGUUUUCGUUGAAAACCGAAAAUCAAUUACAUUAACAUCUUUUUACUACUUCCUUUGAGAAUACGUUUUAUAGCAAGAGAAUAUCUUUGGAGUCUACUUGCAGUGAGUAGGUAAUACACUUUGAUUUGGGGUCAAGGAUUUUGGGUCUAGCAGCUUUGGUUUAUGACCUGGAAAGCUAACAGGUCGUUCAAGGGAAGCCAUAAGGGUUCUUUUCAGUUCGAUAGGUUUUCUUGCAAUAGAAGACAAAUGCCAAAACCCUGGCUCCAACAGGGUAGGGUGAAAGUGGGAGUAAAAUGUGAUUGUGUAACAGAAAACUGUUAUUUAAGUAAAGGUCUAUUACAGGCCAUCAUUAAGUCAAUGUCGUUAUAAAGCCAAAAUAUUAUAAAGUAAUAAUGUACAUAGUUACACUUUCAUUUUCAUUAUCAGUUGAUGUACUUACGAUGCUUGGUAAAUUUGACAUCACUGUGGAGCUAGCCAACAAUUAUAGUGACAUCUUCAUUCAAGGCAAUUCUGGGACAAGGAGGCUUUGCAUGCAUUUUGCGGCAGUUUGUUAUCGUUACAAGUUCCACUUGUUUCAUUUGUCUCUGAUAAAGGACACUGUUAUCAAGAUACAUUAUGUUCUUCUGCAUGUAACACAGGAAAGAAACUGAAAAUGUUGUUGUAAUGCUUUAAAAGGUUGUAGGCAUAACUUGUACCUUACAUACAUGUAACUGUGUUUGCCUCUACAACAUUUUUACUUUGAUGUACAUGUAUAAACCAAUACUGAAUCUUUAGAUUUACAAACGAAAGUAAAUAAUGGGAAGGAAAUGUCCUCACCCAAUUAUUUUGUUCUCAAUAAACGUAAAAAUAAGAUAA